UGCGCAUGAGCGGGGGAAGGCGGCGGAAGGGCCCGUGAGGAGCCGGGAGCCGCCGCCGCCGGAGGAAGCGCCGCCGCCGCCGCCGCCCUCAGUGUCCGCCCGAGCCGGGAGGGGAGAGGCCCGCACAGCCCCCACCAUGAACAAGUUGAAAUCAUCACAGAAGGAUAAAGUGCGUCAGUUUAUGGUCUUCACACAAUCUAGUGAAAAGACAGCAGUGAGUUGUCUGUCUCAAAAUGACUGGAAGUUAGAUGUUGCAACAGACAACUUUUUCCAAAAUCCUGAACUUUAUAUACGAGAGAGUGUUAAAGGAUCACUGGACAGAAAGAAGUUAGAACAACUGUAUAACAGAUACAAAGAUCCUCAAGAUGAAAAUAAGAUUGGUAUAGAUGGAAUACAGCAGUUCUGUGAUGACCUAGCUCUGGACCCAGCCAGCAUCACCGUACUCAUCAUCGCGUGGAAAUUCCGGGCUGCAACACAGUGUGAAUUUUCAAAGCUGGAAUUCAUGGACGGAAUGACUGAGCUGGGAUGUGACAGCAUAGAAAAACUGAAGGCCCAGAUUCCUAAAAUGGAACAAGAAUUAAAAGAGCCAGGAAGAUUUAAGGAUUUUUAUCAAUUUACUUUCAACUUUGCAAAGAACCCAGGACAGAAAGGUUUAGUCUGGGUCUGGAAGUCUGAGCCUGAAGUCUGGAUGCUUACCAGCCAUUUUGGUGAUCAUAAAUACACAGUUCUAGGCAUGAAUUUACAACAGGGCAGAAUAAUUCUGGAAACCCUGGAGCAAAACAAUACUGGGAGAAGUACAGAGCUGCAAAAUUUAGAAAUGGCCAUUGCCUACUGGAAUUUAGUACUUAAUGGAAGAUUUAAAUUUCUAGACUUGUGGAACAAAUUUUUGUUGGAACAUCAUAAAAGAUCAAUUCCUAAGGAUACCUGGAACCUUCUUUUAGACUUUAGUACAAUGAUAGCAGAUGACAUGUCUAACUAUGAUGAGGAAGGGGCAUGGCCAGUCCUUAUUGAUGACUUUGUGGAAUUUGCACGCCCUCAAAUUGCUGGGACAAAAAGUACGACAGUGUAGCACUAAAGGACCCUUCUAGAGUGUACAUAGUCUGUACAAUACCUGAAAUGGAAAAUUGCACAGUCAAUUUCUGCUGGCUGGACUGAACUGAAGAUCAAUCCUCACAAUAUGGCUGAGGGUUGAGACAAACCUUUAAGGAUACAUCUUGGACCAUAUCAUAUUUCAUUCUUCUACUGGUGGUUUGGGCUUUUCUUCUAGUCUGGACCACUCUUGCCCGUUAAAAUUCCAACACUGUGGAUUUCAUCAUGGAUUUAUUUUUUGUUGGUGGAUCACCCUAGUUUCAUCUCCCAUAAGUCCUAGAAGCUUUAUUAUUAUUUUGAGGUUUCUGAUUUCACAUAAAGCACAACGCUGGUCAUCAUCAGACAACUGUUGUAUGGCAUCUGAAUUAUACAGAUCAACAUCAAAACAAUUUUUAAAAGAAUCCUUAAAUACACACUUGGGGCUAGUUGCAAAGACUGUACUGAUAGCACUUCCUGCAAGAGUGAUAUAUUUAAGUGUACUGGGUCCGAGUUUUUUCUUUUCUGGAAAAGUGCAGGUGUCGUCUGAGUUUGAGUCUCUGGUCACAGCAGUGACAGGAAUGACCCAGGAGCCCCAGGGCUGUUGAUUGGAGGUCUCUGGUACCUGGCUGAGGUUUGCUGGUGGCUCAGCUGCUCUGGGGACAGCUUGGGGACAACACAACUCGAGCACUUCCCCCCCUGGGCCGUGGCAGAGCCCGCAGUGGGCCGAGCUGUGUCCUCACAGAAGCCAGCGUUCUCUAGGUUACUCUCUAAGAUAUCAGAUUUCGUUACAGUUUUGAAAUGCUUAUCUGUCUGUCAAAGAGAGGUUUUUCAUUUCUGUGGAAAUCAAACACUUGAAUAUACUGAAUUUGUGUCUUAACUGUUUGCUACACAACACAGUAUUUUAAAUUGAGACAUGUGACUUUUAUGGCUGAGGUGUGACAAAGCAAAUGGCCCUGUUGUACAAGAGGCAGGUGAGGUUGAUGUGUAUCUGGGUUUUGAAAUCAUUAUCCUGGUAAGUUAAAUCUUCAUAACAUAGAGGUACUGCCAUUAUGGAUGACACCCUUUUUAAAAUUAUUUUGCUGAGUUUUCCUUAAAUUGACGUAUGACUGUGGUUGCCAAAUACAGAAAUUCAGUGUAAAGCUUUCCCAAACAAGCACAGAUCAGAUACAAACUACUACCCUGCCUUUGUUCAUUUAAAUUAUUUUGUUGAUCAUCACUACUUCUGUCUUGCUGCAUUUGACUAAAUCGCUUCAUUUGGAUCAAAGCAGGUUUUAUCAGAUGCAAUUCUUUGAUAAUACAAGAGCUCUUGAGCUGCUUUUAUGGUCUUUUACUCCUCACUGAGUUAUUUGGGAAGAAACCUGAUAAAUCCUGCUCUGGAAAACAAGCUGGAAAGAACGAGCUCCAGGAGAGGAGGCAGACCAUACUUACAAGUGAGAAGAUGGGGGUCUAAGUCCAUGCUCUAAAUAGUGCCCUGAUAAGGAAAGAAUUAUUCUUGAGAUGAGUCACUGGUACUUGCACUAGACUGCAGCACGAUUUUAUGCAGAUGCUAAAAGUAUUUUUUAAAAAAAUUUACCAUUAAACAGCUAAGAUUUUUAUUUGUACUCUGUACAGUUGACCUUAAGGCUGGCUUCCCUUACAGCAGUGCCCUUUUGGCAAACCCAGUUGUGCAUUUAUUCCAAAAAUACAGUUCCUCAAAAACAUUGCAGACUUUCUCCAGCUACUGGAAUUGGCUAUGCCAAAAAGUGUGUGUUUUGCUGCUUUUCAGUAUUUCCUUUCUCAGUUUUGUGUAAAUAAAAAUGGGGACUUGAAAUUAUGGGGUGGGUGGGGUGGAAAAAAAAAAGGCUCGACAAGGUUAUCUCUGCGUGCUGUUUUCUGUCUUGAGGGUUUUGGUACUGUUUCAGAUUGAUUAGUUCAAGUAUGCUGUGCUUGGAGAGGAGAACUGACUUUUCAUCCCAAUGCAGACUUGUCCCUCAAAAAAGUCUGGGAUUGGGCAAUGGCAAAAUGCCGUGGUGUUUUAGAGACUCUUCCUUUUGAAUGCAAGAUCUUUCCAACAAAAUAGUGUUGUCAUCAGUUUGGUACUACAUGCUUAUAAUUACUGUGUAAUUAUAAAGAAAUACAUAAAAACUUUGACUAAUUAUGUUGCAGAAAAGGGUUAUUUGUGCUAUCAUGGCAUCUUAAAAGUUUUUCAAAAUAACCGAAGUUGAAAGAAACAUUGAUUUAACAGGGUGUUGGUCUAAGGACAAAAUGCCUGGUUACAGGGAAUAUUUUGUACUGAAACGUGCUCAGAUGUGGCCAUGUGGUUUUUUCCUUUAUAUAUGUGUGGGGUUGUUUUUUGUUUUUUUGUUUUUAAGAAUGCAGCCAGUUGCUUACUUGGAUUGCUUUAAUUCGUAAGUGCUUAUGUCUUCAAUUUGAUGAUCUCCCCGCAAAUGGAUUGAUUUAAUUUUGCCAAAUGUCAAGGGAAAAAAAAAAAAAAAUGAAGGCAAACAUCAAGUUUGUAAACUGUUUUUAUACAUUAAAAUAUGUACAAAAUUAGAAGUGCCCUGAUAUAAAACACUUAAUCUUGAGAUUAUAUUUAGUAAAAACCCAUCAUUUACAUAUCUCUGUAAGUUCAAAAUGUAACUUCUUACAAUCCCUCUCAUUACCAACAGAGGCAAUAAAGCUCCAGUGAAAUUGC
Haemorhous mexicanus (house finch) is the source of this 3742-nucleotide messenger RNA. RefSeq names its product defective in cullin neddylation 1 domain containing 1 (gene DCUN1D1). Gene Ontology annotation, biological process: positive regulation of ubiquitin-protein transferase activity; protein neddylation. Bases 137 to 1069 code for a protein of 310 amino acids. The transcript has 8 exons. The record is from RefSeq and is a predicted model, not a curated record. Gene Ontology annotation, molecular function: ubiquitin conjugating enzyme binding; ubiquitin-like protein binding; cullin family protein binding. Lineage: Eukaryota; Metazoa; Chordata; Aves; Passeriformes; Fringillidae. Gene Ontology annotation, cellular component: ubiquitin ligase complex.